Lactuca virosa is the source of this 408-nucleotide messenger RNA. The record is from the annotation of a GenBank genome assembly. NCBI's taxonomy places the organism in Eukaryota, Viridiplantae, Streptophyta, Magnoliopsida, Asterales, Asteraceae.
AUGUAUGGAUCUUGUUUGUGUAGUUUUGUGGUGGAGAAGAACAGUUUGAAGAUAACUUCACCUGAGAAUCUAAGAGAUACAUAUGAAUGUGCAAUUGGUAAUUUUGGUGUUCCUCGAUAUGGAGGAACAUUAAGCGGCGUAGUUCUAUAUCCAAAAACCGAUCAAACUGCUUGCAACAACUUCACUGAUGAUUUGAUAACAAAAAAACCCGGUAGCAUCCCGGUUUUUCUUCUUGCAGAUCGCGGUGAUUGUUACUUCACGUUCAAGGCAUGGAAUGCACAAAACGCAGGAGCUUCAGCUAUUCUAGUUGCAGAUGACAGACCUGAACACUUGAUCACCAUGGAUUUACCCAAAGAAGAAGAAGGAGCUGAUUACGUACAAAACAUACAAUCCCUUCAGUACUCAUAA